Alligator sinensis (Chinese alligator) is the source of this 1607-nucleotide messenger RNA. It is a transcript of the gene CD47, whose product is annotated as CD47 molecule. NCBI's taxonomy places the organism in Eukaryota, Metazoa, Chordata, Crocodylia, Alligatoridae. Bases 109 to 987 code for a protein of 292 amino acids. Gene Ontology annotation, molecular function: thrombospondin receptor activity. The record is from RefSeq and is a predicted model, not a curated record. Gene Ontology annotation, cellular component: plasma membrane; extracellular exosome. The transcript is spliced from 12 exons. Gene Ontology annotation, biological process: positive regulation of phagocytosis; positive regulation of cell-cell adhesion; positive regulation of inflammatory response.
GCACAACUGCUGUUUAAUGCAACCAAGUCCGUUAAUCUAUCCACUUGUAAUGAAAGUGCCAUCCUGCCUUGCAUAGUAAAUAAUCUAGCAUUCCAUAGUGCUGGCGACAUGUUUGUUAAGUGGAAAUUUAACGGAACAGAAUUUUUCGCAUUUGAUGGAUUCAGCAAGAAAUUACGCAGAAGUGACAAAUUUUCAUCUGCUAAUUUUACAUCUGAGAAGGAUUUACCCAAGGGUAUUGCCUCCUUGUCAAUCUUAGCAGCACAAGCACUUCCUGGAAACUACACCUGUGAAGUAACGGAAUCAAAUAGGGAAGGAGAAAUUGUAGUUGAACUUAAAAUCUCUGUAGGGAAUGAGUCGGACUGCCGAGACCGCCUGCCAUGCCCGUCUGGGACUGAAUCGGACUGCCGAGACCGCCUGCCAUGCCCAUCUGGAAGCUGGUUUCCUUCAGUAGAAAGUGUUUUCAUCAUACUCUUCCUGUUUUUGGCUAUUAUUUUUUCUUUGGCGCAGUUAUGUGUUGUUGCAUCAAAAUUUGAAAUUGGACUUGGAAAGAAGGUUGGCUUGAUUAUUACAGGAAGCAUCAUUAUAAUUGCUGGUGUUGUUGGUGCUAUUCUUUUAGUUCCUGAUGGGUAUACACCAAAGAAUCGAGCUGGACUUGGUUUACUUGUAGUCCCUGCUGUGAUUUUUCUGCCGUUACAGUACCUUCUGCUUGGAAUAGUUUUUGAGAACCAUUUAAGCCCAUCUGCAGUUGUUCUGGUGGCUUUGAAAUCACUUGGCUACAUAAUCGCUGUGGUUGGAUUUGCCCUGUGCGUCUCAGCUUGUCCUCCAGCACAGGGUUCUGUUGUGAUUGCUGGCUUAGCCAUUAUGGCUUUUGCGGCAUUGAUUUCCUUGGCUUAUGUUUGUAUUGGUUCCAACACGAAAGAUCAUCAACCUCCAAGGAAAUCUGUAGAAGAACCACUUAAUGAUGCGAAAGGAGUGAUGUUGGAAUGAUGAAUAACUUGUAGAAGGUGAUGGAAUCUGCUACAGAAAUGGUGAUAUGUGGAAAAGAAACGCACUUGUUCAUACACCGUGGCCUUGAUGAUGCACUGCUCAAAGAGAAGAAAAUCAGGAAACUAGUUGUUUUGCAUGUGUGGAAAAAGUGCUGAAAUGAUUUCCAUGAUGUAAUUUUAUGGUCACAGCAGCUUAGAAAGAAACAUGUGUUGUAUACCCACAUGAGUUUAUUCUUUUCUGUUUUUGGUUUGUGUGGGGUGGGCAAGUGUAAGCAUACAAAAAGUACUCUUUGCCUACCACAAGAUGCUCCCAAUAGUGCCAGUGUUAGUGGUAUCCUUGUCAAAAAACCCAUCACCAGUCACUGCUUUGAGAGUGGGCCAGAUUAGGCCCAAAGGAUGUAAUAGCAUUUAGAUUAUUAGUAUUUUUAUUUGUGUGCAUGGGCAAGGUAAGUUCAUGCUUUUAUAGUAUAAAUGGGACGGUGGUUAUCGUACAAAUAUUGCUCCUCCCACUUUCAGCAAAACAUUAGGAAAAAAUUGUUCUUGUAAUUACACACACGCAAUGACAUCAACAAGAGCUUUAUUCCCAAGCUUUUUUUAAAAAAGACUACCCAAGUCAUUCUU